Messenger RNA from Leptopilina heterotoma, 1975 nucleotides. RefSeq lists its product as uncharacterized. Lineage: Eukaryota; Metazoa; Arthropoda; Insecta; Hymenoptera; Figitidae. The record is from RefSeq and is a predicted model, not a curated record. The transcript is spliced from 2 exons. Gene Ontology annotation, molecular function: GTP binding. Bases 205 to 1707 code for a protein of 500 amino acids.
CUAGUGAAAUUAUCAAUUUUUUUAUUAAAAACACAAUUGUCAGCAAUAAUCCAUUUGUUUAAAGCAAAAUACAGAAGAAUAAAGUGUUAAAUAUUCUCAGUGUUUUAACAAAAACUGUUAAACUGUAAAGGAAACAUUUUCUGAAAGAAAUUAGUUAAAACUAGAUUAGUACUAGUUUCGGAAAAAGAUUAUCAUUGAUUAAUCAUGAUUAGACUAUUAAUUGCCUGCAUACUAAUUUCACUCGUGACUGGAAAAAGUUAUGACUCGUAUGGAAUUAAUUUAGAAAAUUUAAAAGAAUCCCUUCAAGUUGCGAGCCAAAAUAUAGAGUCUGAAGUAACAUAUUUAGAUUCAGUUAUUUUCAUUGGCAAUAAAAACUCUGGUAAAAGUACACUAAUUAAUUACUUAAUCGGCAACAAACUAAAGGCUGUAAAAAUUUCCCCAUUUGAACCACUAAAAAUAAUAAAAGCAGAAAAUGAAUCUGAAGGACCGGAAAUGGAUAGUGGAUCACAAUCAAAAAAUACAAUUCCGACAAGAUGGAGUUCGAAAAAAUUGAACGAUUUAACCCUGUGGGAUGCUCCCGAUAUGGACGACAAUGGAGAAGAACUACAAGACAUCGUUAGGAGUUUUUAUUUUUUUAAAUUGAUGAAAAAUGUUAAAUCUCUAAAAAUUAUUUUAGUUAUUAACAUUAGGGACAUAGAAGAUGAUAGAAAAAAUUAUUUGUCACUUCUAACAGCCAUGGAAAAUAUUUUUGGAAAUCAUUUCGAGGAAUAUUUUUCAAGUACUUCGGUAAUUUUCACUAAAGUUCGAAACACUAGUGAAAUUCCAGUUGAUUAUAAAUACAUAGGGUAUCAUUUAGAGAAGCAUUUUUUAAAUGACUCUGGAUUGAAAUGGUCCCAAGUAUCAAAAAAUUUUACCCGAUUUUUAUUGGCUAACAAUGAUCGUAUUGCACUCUUAAAAGAAAUGUCACAUGACGGUGAUGUUACUUCUGAAAUCGAUUUUAAUAUUUUCACUGCUAUUGAAAAAUCAAAAAUUAUUCCUAAAAGUUCUCUUCAAGAUUUACGUCCAAGUAUUUCAAAUUCUUUAAAGCUUCGUUUGAGCUACUCCCAGGAAAAAUUACAAUUGGAAUUAUCAAUUAAAGAAAUUGAAAUUAUUCUCGCAGAAAAGAUCGAAAAAUAUAUUGUAGACGCAAACAAUUUGGCCAUUAAAUCAAAUAUGAUACAGAAAAUGCAUUUAGAAUUAUACCUAAUUGGAGGUAUUCUUCAGUCAUCUUUGGAUAGUGGAUAUAGCUUUGAAUUGAAAAUAAAAUCUCUCUACCCAGUUGAUGUGAAAAUUAGACAAAAAAUUGAAGAGAGUAGACUUUUGCAAAAUUUUCAACUUUUAACGUUUAUUGAAAGCACAUUAAAUAUAAAUAUAACUAAAUCAUUAGAGUCCAGUCUAUACGAUGUUGUAUUUUCUUCAUUGUUAAAAGUUGAAUCACUGACUUCCAUGAUUACUUUAAAAUUGGAAGUUUUAAUGGAAAAAUUGAAUAGGAAGUACUUGAGAAAUACAAUUAACGAGCAGAUUCAAAAGAUUUCAUUAUUAAAGAAAGUAUAUGUGCAAGUAAUGAAUGAUAGUCAUAUGAGUAUAUCGGAUUUUAUUGCACAAAGGUAUUAUAACUUUAUUAACAAAAUUCAAGUUUCGCUCUUUCUAGUAAGAGAACUUUCUUAAUUUCACCAAUAAAACUAAUCAUUUUCUUUAAAUUUUCUACCACAUUUUAUUAAUUAUCUAUUUAAUAAAAUACAGAAAAUUAUCAAAAUUCUUUUGGUAAAUUUUAUUCCAACAUUUCUAUUUAAAAAUUGAACACUAUCAGUCUUUUUCUUUCAAAGUUUAGAUUCAUGAAAAUUAUUAAAAGGAAUAAUAAUUUUUAAAAUAUUCUUCAAAUUCUUUUUCUAAAAAGUAAAAUUAAUAAAACUUAAUUUCUAUUUUAAUUUACAGA